AUGGCGACACGGGCCGUCCGGGCGUUGUGGGGAGGCCGCCGCCUCCUCCGGUACAUGAUGGCCCGCCAGCCCUGCAACUUCCCCAGGGCCAUCUCUGCCCUGCGGGCGGUGACCGGUCCACCGGAAAGAAAACGCCGGGAGAAUCCCGUGCCCGCCGGUUCCCCCCUUUCCCGACUGCCCUUCAGCACCAGCUCUUCCAACUACGUUCCUGCAGUCACCCAGCACGCCCCGUAUUUUAAAGGUACAGCCGUGGUCGAUGGAGAGUUCAAAGAGCUGACUCUCGAUGACUUUAAGGGGAAGUACCUGGUGCUUUUCUUCUACCCUUUGGAUUUUACUUUUGUAUGCCCAACGGAAAUCAUUGCUUUCAGCGACAAAGCUAAUGAAUUUCACGACGUGAAUUGUGAAGUUGUGGCCGUUUCGGUAGAUUCUCACUUUUGUCAUCUUGCCUGGAUUAAUACACCAAGAAAGAGCGGUGGUUUAGGCCACAUGAAUAUUGCAGUUAUGUCAGAUUUAACAAAGCAAAUUUCCCGAGACUAUGGGGUGCUGUUAGAAGGACCUGGUCUUGCUCUAAGAGGACUGUUCAUAAUUGAUCCUAAUGGUGUCAUCAAGCACCUGAGCAUCAAUGACCUCCCUGUGGGCCGAAGCGUAGAAGAGACGCUUCGUUUAGUGAAGGCGUUCCAGUACGUGGAGACGCACGGAGAGGUCUGCCCGGCGAACUGGACCCCAGACUCUCCUACGAUCAAGCCAAAUCCAGAAGCAUCUAAAGAGUACUUUGAGAAAGUGAACCAAUAAAUUAUCUAAUAUCAAAAAUGAAGAACCCGCGGUUUCGGCUGCUGAGAAACCUCAGUUUCGAAUCUGCCUUAGCGUCUAAGAAGAUUUAUUUGUAUAAGUGCAAAACAAAAGUUAAUUCUUGGAUCCCAGAACUGUAGAAAUCACUGAAUGCUGAAAUAGGCAAGAACCAUUUUAAUGGAUUGUUGCAGUGCGUUUGCGUUGGUGGGAGGAGGUCUCUGAUCUUGACUCCUGGGUAUGGCGUGCAAAGUACAUUUUUAAAUAUUUUUCCUUUUUUUUACCAUCUAUAAACGUCCUUAGAAGGCAGGGAGCACACCAGAAGCGCAUUGCUCUUGUUCAAGAAAGGGAAUCAUAAGGAAACAGGUUGGCAAGGUUUGGGACCUAAGGCAUGAGUGAAAUAGAUGCAUAACAGCAUUUCCUUUUUUUUCUUCUAGGAUUUCUGUUGCAAGUGAUUGAAACUUAUUUUCUUUUGGAAAGCGGGUUUGCGAACCAAGAUUGCGAUUUAGGGUUAAUUGAAUCCCUUGACAUAAAAGAAACUAAACCCGAAGUACGUGGGUUCAGAAACAAUUUAAUACGGUAAUCAUGUGCAGUACUCAAAAAUUUUAUUAAUGUAGGUUUACCUCUGAAUAUUGUGUAAUUGAACGUAGUAAUGGCAUAUGCUUAAUGAGGACACGCGGGAUUUACUGGGAAUGCAUUUCCCUUAGAUUUACCGUGUAUAUUAUAUGAUCAAAAAUAAACAUGAAUUAAAAAAAAA
Messenger RNA from Tachyglossus aculeatus (Australian echidna), 1543 nucleotides. It is a transcript of the gene PRDX3, whose product is annotated as peroxiredoxin 3. The coding region runs from base 1 to 792 and encodes 263 amino acids. Gene Ontology annotation, cellular component: cytosol; mitochondrion. Lineage: Eukaryota; Metazoa; Chordata; Mammalia; Monotremata; Tachyglossidae. The record is from RefSeq and is a predicted model, not a curated record. The transcript is spliced from 7 exons. Gene Ontology annotation, molecular function: thioredoxin peroxidase activity. Gene Ontology annotation, biological process: hydrogen peroxide catabolic process; response to oxidative stress; cell redox homeostasis.